Pelagomonas calceolata is the source of this 1335-nucleotide messenger RNA. NCBI's taxonomy places the organism in Eukaryota, Pelagophyceae, Pelagomonadales, Pelagomonadaceae. The record is from the annotation of a GenBank genome assembly.
CGCGCUGCAUGCAGGCGCCGCGCGUUCACGCAUGAAAUGGCGACGAGACGAUUCAACAUGAGACGGCGGAUCCGUUCCUACUGAAGUGCAUGAAUCGGGCAGCCGUGCGGCAUCGAUAGGCAUGGCUUACAACCAGGGCAGGCCCACCACGGCCGAGCUCUACGCCGUGCCGACGGCGCCGCAGCCCAGCGCCAAGGCCCAGUGCCCGCCCUGGUCGAAGCAGUACGUCGCGUCGCCCGAACGGAGAAAAAAAAGACGCCAGCCGCCGCGGCGCGGCCGCGGCCGCGGCCGCGGCCGGAGCCCGCAGCGCGCCCUGCCUCGCAUCAAACCGACCUGGGACGCGCAGCCCCACGCCCAAAAGUACCCGAACCACCUCGAGGCGGCGCUGCAGGAUCUGCGGCAGGCGGCGGCGAAGCAUAGUCCCGAGGUCGUCCCAAAGUACAAGCGGGCCGCCCACACGUACGACAAGCAGAACAAGCAGGCUCUUAUCGAUAAGAGGAAGCGUAUGGCCGGCAAACAGAAAGGAGACUACUGGGACAAGAUGCUCCACCCCGCGCAACGGGAGGCGAUGGAGGGCAUGCGCAAGUAUAGAGCUGAGAGACGGGCCCAGAAUGCCUCGCCGAAGGAGGCUCUACUCUCCCAAGCGAAGCAGCAGCUCGCGUCGUUGGACGACCCGAACCUCAAAAAAAUCAUGAGCGGGUUGAUUGAAGAAUUAUCACCUCAGAGGUCGUUGCGGCCGCCGCCCCUCCAACCGCUGCGGCCGGACGCUACCGAAAGAGCCCCCGCGGGCAUGACGCCGGGCGGGUUCCGGACGCCGGGCGUCUCGCCAUCAAAACGGGUCAGCUUCGACCUCUCGCCGAAGAAGCACGCGUCUUUCUCGGCCGCGGUCGCGCCGCCGGCGCCCGCCGGCUCCGAGCCGUCGGCCUGGGACUGGGGCUCCUGGCACGGCGCCAACGGGACGCCCUACCAUAGAUCAAACGCCGUGUCGCCGCUCGGACCGCAGACGCCCGCGGCGCCGCUAUCCGGGCCGAAGACGCCCGCGGCGGACGACGCGCCGCCCGUGGCCUGGGGCGCCUCCCGUCCCGCCUUCGACGAGUCCGACGACGACGACGACGACAUGUGGUGGCCCGCGCCGGCCAAGGCGCCGCGGCCGCGGAGCGUGCGCUUCGCGCCCACGGUCACGGAGACGCCGGCCGGCGACGACUCGGAAGAUAGAGCCGUGGACGCCUUCCGGAGUUUCCUGACGGCCUUCGACGGGGAGCGGGCGCGCCAGCGGAAGGGCCUCGAGGCGUGCGCGGCGCGGACCAUGCGCUAAACUAACUUGUGUUUCAAAAU